This is a messenger RNA of Apaloderma vittatum (bar-tailed trogon), 1824 nucleotides long. RefSeq names its product chromosome unknown open reading frame, human C19orf44. Lineage: Eukaryota; Metazoa; Chordata; Aves; Trogoniformes; Trogonidae. The annotation marks the transcript as partial. The transcript has 7 exons. The record is from RefSeq and is a predicted model, not a curated record.
CCUCGCCCCUAUCGUGACCUCGGCGUGGUUGACGCACAGUUGGAGAAAACUGAGGGAGCACCCUUCUGCCGCAGCAGGUUCCUCAAGGUGCACAACGAAAAUGUACCUGGCAGCCAGUGGUCUGGAGCGGUCCAGAUGUCUGGAAGUGCCGCGCAGGCGUCGAGCAGCCACGUAGCAAAGAGUGCUCCGGUUAGUGCAUCCCACGCGCGGUUGAGCUCUGCUUUGAGGAAGGUGGCACAGCUGGAAAGCAAAAUCAUGAAUCGAAAAAAGCAGAUGGAAUUGCAAAACACUGACGUGAGCCAGAAGCUUUUGGAUGAAGAGUUGUCAUCUGCUUCCAGUCAUGAACACAGUGCAAGAGGCAAGAGAUAUCUGAAGAGUCACGCUGCUGCCAGCGGAAGCAGGACCCUCGGUAAUGCCGGCUCUAAGGAAGAGGAAAGCAUCCGAGGCCCCAAACCCAAUGUUACAGUUAAAGAGCAGCUUGGUUUGGAUAGUGAUGAAGAGGAAAUGAGAGAACUGAUGGGAAGUUCUUUGGAGUUUUCCAGUGGAAAUAAGAAUCGGAAGGUUGUUGUAAGUGAUUCUAAAAGGGGUGGAAAGAGUAAGACUCCAGGAACACAGUCUUCAUUUCAUAAGGAAAUUUCACCAACAGGGGUGCCCAAAACAUCUUUUUGUAGCAAAGACUCAGAGAAAAAUGUUUUUGGCAGAGUUAACUCACCAACACCUUCACCAGCCAGCAGAAACCCGUCAGUAGGACAUAAUACAAGAUCUCAAUCGCUGUCUUCUUCUGUGAGAGACAACACUAUGAAGAUCACUCUGCCUAGAACAGGCAACACCAAGCAAAGCCAAGCAUCACUUGCAAGUGACAGAAGUGAAAUAAAAUCAUUAGAUGAGUUGUUUUCAAAAGCAUCUGAUGCAGAAGAUUCAAUCAGCAGCAGCUCACAUGACUUCAGACUGAAUAUCCUGAGCCUUGAUGAUUUGGCACCAGAUAUCACCAGUGAGGCAGAAUUAAAGCAGAAAGAGACGGAUAUUCAAAUUACCCAAGAUUCGAACAGAAAUCCAAAAAAAGAUGCAUUCCUGGUGGAAAAAGACCCACCUUCUCAUAAAAUGACAAGCGCAGUAACUGGUGUGAAUGAUGUUUCUGAAGGGGAUAUUGAAAAACCUGUGACUGAAGGUGAAAUCUCAGAGCAUUUAAGUGGAGUUUCUGCAGAUUUCCCUCAAGGCAAACAGGAUUAUCUGGAUCAUGAUGACAAAACUCUCAAUUCAGAAUACUCUGAAGACUUUGAAAGGUCUUCAUCUACAACAGACAGGGAAUCUGCAUCAAAAACCUCAGAAGAACGUUCUGAGAGCUGCACAUAUUCUAGAAAACACUCAUUUGCCUCAUCACCACCUUUGUUUACCAGAGGGCGGCGUGAGCGGGGACACAGAGUAACUGUCAAAGAAACCGCGGUUCAGACAGCGGAUCCUCCCUGGGCAACGACAAACGCCUCCGCAGUGCUUGACCCACCUGUAGGGAACAGUUACGUCGAUCCCGUGCCUAUCGCCAGUCAUGUCGUCAGCACGGAUGCAGUAGAAGCCCUGACAGCGUACAGCCCCUCGGUUCUUGUUUUGAACUCCAUGCUCAAACAGCAUUUGCUGCUGACUCAGCAGUUCGUAGAGAACAUUCACCACCUUCACCUCUCCCUUGUGGCGUCACUGGAGAAGGAGAAGUUCCACUACCACACCCUGGAAGAGGCUAAAGAGUACAUCAAGAAUCACAAAUCCCCACCUCUAACACUUGAGCAAGCACGUGAAGAAAUUCGGAAAGCACAGGAGGAAAAACUGCUUUGA